Messenger RNA from Betta splendens (Siamese fighting fish), 6162 nucleotides. Its product is annotated as semaphorin-6D-like. Lineage: Eukaryota; Metazoa; Chordata; Actinopteri; Anabantiformes; Osphronemidae. The record is from RefSeq and is a predicted model, not a curated record. Gene Ontology annotation, biological process: axon guidance; negative regulation of axon extension involved in axon guidance; neural crest cell migration. Gene Ontology annotation, molecular function: chemorepellent activity; semaphorin receptor binding.
AGACAGAGUGUGUGGUGUAAAAUGAAUCAUUGUCCAGAGCAGAGGAAGCGCUGGAGCGUCAGCUGUGUGUUGUGUCUGAGCCGUCGACUGUGACAAACUUCAUUAAUCACAGAACAGAAUCUAAAUGAGUUAGUGUGUUUGGAUCCGACUGUAGAAGCUGCCAAAGCUGCAGGAAGUGACUGAGGUGGACAACCUCAUCAUCUUCUUUCCAUCUUCCUUCAACUCCUACAACAGAAAACCCCAGCAUUCAGCCUUGUGCAUCUGAGGCACAUGGGUGGAAGCGAGUGAUCGGCACCGCUGGUGUGGUCUCCAGGAGACGCAGUGAUGCAUCUGUGGGUUCUGUGUCUGUGGCAGUAACGUCUUCACCUUCUGAUUGAGCAGCGUCUGCUGCAGGAACCGUGUGACCCCGGACCCCGGUUCCAAAGCAGAGCUGUGAAUCGGGUCUGGGCCCGGCUUCACUGUGAGGCUGUGAUUACUGGACUCCUGAGGACACGCUCAUGUCCACGUCAUGACCCGCUGACGACUUCUCACCUCCUGCUCCCCCUCCUCCCUCCUCUGUCCUGCGCAAUGGCUCCGACAGACCGACCAUCCUUGUGGCCGCCGCCACCGUUGCUGCUGCUCGUCCUCACGUCCUGUUUCCUGUGUGAGUCUGCCUCCACCACACCCUUCCCCAAAGACCUGGAGCCCAUCACCAUGGUGAAGUCGGAGCAGUCCUACCUGUACCCCAGCUUCCAGGGUUUGCUGCAGGACAACGACACGCUGCGUCUGGGUCUGGACUUCCAGAGGAUGUUACGCAUCAACCACAUGUUGUACAUAGCCGCCAGAGAUCACGUGUUUGCAGUGAACCUGACGACGGCUUCAGAGGAGUUCACCCCUCAGCUGAAACUGACAUGGAAGUCCAAAGAUGUCAGCAAGUGCACGGUCAGAGGGAAGAACAGGGACGAGUGCUACAAUUAUGUUAAAGUGCUGGUGCCCAGAAACGACGAGACGCUGUUCACCUGUGGCACCAAUGCUUUGAACCCGACCUGCCGGAACUACAAGAUGACGACCUUGGAGCAGGUUGGAGAGGAGGUGGUCGGUCAGGCUCGGUGUCCCUUCGAGUCCGGACAGUCCAACGUCGGACUGUUUGCCGGGGGAGAUUUCUACUCGGCCACCAUGACCGACUUCCUGGCCAGCGACGCAGUCAUCUACAGAAGCCUUGGGGAGGGACAACCCGUCCUCAGGACGGUCAAGUACGACUCCAAAUGGCUCCGAGAGCCUCACUUCCUGCAUGCCAUCGACUACGGGAACUACAUCUACUUCUUCCUCAGCGAGAUCGCCGUGGAGUACACCGCCCUCGGCAAGGUGGUGUUUUCUCGGGUCGCCCGGGUUUGUAAGAACGACAAUGGAGGAUCUCCCAGGGUUCUGGAGCGAUACUGGACCUCUUUUCUUAAGGCUCGUCUGAACUGUUCGGUUCCGGGAGACUCCUUCUUCUACUUCGACGUCCUUCAGUCCCUCACCAACGUGCUGCAGAUUAACCAGAGACCUGCUGUGGUCGGCGUCUUCACCACCCAGGCCAACAGUAUCCCUGGUUCUGCAGUUUGUGCCUUUUACAUGGACGACAUAGAGAAAGUCUUCAACGGGAAGUUCAAAGAGCAGCGAACCAGCGACUCGUCCUGGACUCCGGUACCAGACGAACAGGUUCCCCGACCCAGACCAGGGACGUGUGCCGGUGACGGAUCCGCCGCUGACUUCAAGUCAUCAAUUCAGUUUCCAGACGAGAUGCUGACGUUCAUCAAGUCGUAUCCCCUGAUGGACGAAGCCAUUCCCUCCGCCAACGACAGGCCCUGCUUCACGCGGACGUCCAGCAGGUCCAAGCUGACUCAGAUCGUUGUGGACGUGUCAGCAGGUCCAUACAAAGACCGGACAGUGAUGUUCCUGGGCUCAGAUGAUGGGCGGGUUCUUAAGAUUCUGGCCAGUACGCAUCCUAACGACAGCUUUGGACCCAAGCUGCUGGAGGACAUUGACGUAUACAAUCCCUCCAAGUGUAACAUUCAGGGACAAGAGGACAGGAGGGUUCUGGGCCUGGAGCUGGAUAAGGACCAUCAUGCUUUGUUCGUAGCCUUCACCAGCUGUGUCAUCAGAGUCCCACUCAGUCGCUGCAGCCAGCAUGGGGCCUGCAAACGAUCCUGCCUGAACUCUCGUGACCCCUACUGCAUCUGGCUGCGCACGGGAAGCUGCGCCAACAUGGCUCCAGGUUUCAAAGCGGGGUUUGAACAGGAUAUCGAGGGCGACCAGUCGUUUCAGCCAGACAGCUGCCAUGCCGAUGUGUUGGCAACCACACGGAAUCAGGAGUCGGCGGUGGACUCGGCCUAUGGUGUUCGCCGUCUUCCCGACAUGGACCUGCAGGCCGGUGCCAACGUCCACUACACGCUACUGAUCGCCUGUGUGCUGGUGGCCUUCUUCCUGGGCGCCAUCCUGUCGGGCUUCCUAGUGUCGUGUUACUGCAGCCGCAGCGCGGCUCAGCGGGCGAGGAGGCUGGGGAAGGACCCAGAGGCGUCGCUGCCCCACGCUCUGUCGCUGCGCUCCCUGGCCAAGCUCAGUGGCCUGCUGGACACGCAGCCCAAGGACGAGAAACUGGACAUGUCCACCCCGAAGAUGUACAGCUCCUUCAUUCCCAACGGCCGGGCCUCACCUCACCUCCACAGCCCCAUGCAAAAGGGCCUGGCGCUGGGAGACCCCGACCUCAGCCUGUCUCAGUCUCUGUCUCAGGCUGACGGAGAGCUGUCCGGCCUGCCCACACCCGACUCCACGCCGGAGCUGCCCAUCAAGAACAUCAGGGCCCUGCGGCACCAUCAAUACGAGAAGAACCAGAACUGCAACAAUGCCAAGGACGGCAACCCCAGCUGCUCCGGGUCCAGUCUGGGCUUCAUGGCUGUGGUCGGGAACCCUUUGACCCAGCAUGCGUUUCCUUUCUCUCAUCACCAUAGCAACGGACCAGGCUCUUCUUCAGCCUCGCUGCACCUGCCGGAGGAGAAGGCGCUGUUGAACGAUGACCGAGUGGCAGCAGCGGGUGGAGGAGCAGCUCUUCACCACCAGUCUCAGCAGUCCCUUCCUCAGGCAGCUGUGGACGUGUCGGCGCUGGACGAGCUGCUGAAGCACAUCCACGAGGUCAGCGCCUCAGGGACCGGAGGCAUCAAGGUCCUCACCUCCACCUCCUCCCUGUUCCCUUCGUCCACAUCUGGACGCCAUCAUCACAACCACCAUCACAGCCAGCAUGGCCAGACCCGCACGCACCAGUACAACCACAGCCAUCACCAUAGCAACCACCACAACAACAACAGCAGCGGCGGCCACCAGCAGCAGCAGCAGCAGAUUCCAGAGACAGAACCUUCUUAUUACAGCACAUCCACACUGCCGAGGGACGGGCCCAAGCUCCUGGACCCUCCCCCUCAUACCUCCACCUCGUCGUCAAGCUCCUCCUCCUCGUCUUCAUCCAACAACCCCACAUCCUCCACCUCCAUCCCUUCCUCCUCCUCUUCGUCAUCCUCGACGCCACUGCAGCAGCAGGUGAUUCCGGAGCAGCCUGGAGCGAGCGGCGUCUCGGUGGCACGUCAUCACUCUCAGCGUCAGGGCCUUAUCAAGAUGGGCAGCGGAGGCGGGGCGGUUCCUCGCCACCACAGCUUCAACCAGCGAGGGGCACAGCACGCGCACUUCCUGGCCAGGAUGAACACCAACAGCAGCAGUAACGGCCCCCCAGCCCCCAGCAGCAAUGCUAACGCCGAGAGCCGGCGGCCCGCGCCCGCCAGCUCCUGCCUCACGCGACAGCACAGCUACAGCGAAGGCCACACGUGCAGCGGGCGGCGAUCGUCCGCAGAACCGUGUCCCUCAAGCCCCAAGUCCCCCCCAAGCCUCUGUUCCUGCCAAACACAGCGGCGUCACCAGGAGCAGAGGCAGGAACCUACAACUACUGAGAGCGAGCAGGGGGUGGCCUGGGCCUCGACCCGGCCUGGGCCUCGACCCGGUCUGGGGCUCGACUCGGCCUGGGCCUCGACCCGGCCUGGGGCUCGACCUGACCCGGUCUGGGGCUCGACUCGGCCUGGGCCUCGACCCGGCCUGGGGCUCGACUGGGGCUCGACUCGGUCUUGGGCAGCUCCAGUCGCCUCCUGACACACCGGAUCAAAGUCAGCGUGAGAAACAUUCCAAAAGCAGCACUCAGAGAUGUUAACGAGUCCCUUCAGCUCAAAGUGGCCUGAAAGUGAUUAAUGCAGUUUUCUGAUGAAAGCUUUGAUCGCAUGGGCCGGUUGCUGCACGUUGCCACACGUUUCAUCAGAGAUUCAGGGAAGACGCAGUGUGGGAGAGUUGGAGCCAAGUUGUUUGACGUGAAUACUUUGUCUUGUCUGGUAUCCUGACAUUCACACGUGAGGACGACAGAGGCAACACUUCAGAUGGACUCGGUGACAGCAGCAGGCACGGGUUCUGUACCAUAUUGGUAUGUGUCAACCACCAGGAGCGGACGACUGACCCUAACAUGCAUGUGUCACACCUGUUACUGUCACUGCUUCUGCUCCCGGGAUCAUUUUCAUAAUUAUUAAUGUGGUCUGUUUAGGAUGUGCCUGACGUACGACGUGUUCGACAUCUGCCUUAAUUAAGAGACGUGAGGCAGAUGUCACCUGCUUAGGACCCGUCAUGGCCAGACUCAGUCGUAGCCUGGCUGGUUUCCUGCGCUAACAUGCUAAUGAAACAGAAUGGGUCAAGGAAUCAUAUUCUCAUCGCUUUCAAAGAAUCUGGUGAAAAUCUGCUGGUUGCACUUCCCCAAACUAAUGAUUCAGGAGCUGAAAUCAGCAUUUCUGACAUUUUCUAUUCAAAUGUUUGUAGACUGAGUGUGUGUGAACAUAGCACCAGCCAUCAUGUAACAGUGGAGCAGCAGCAAGUGGGAACCUCAAGGAACCACGGGAAUGUAUGUCUGAGGCCCGUUGGUGACGAUGGCUGGGGAGCAUUUCUUACUUCUGAUUCUAGUUUUGCUUCCCAGCGUUUUUCAUGGUCGAGAGAGUUUUAGAGACUGUGUGAGUCAAGUGUUUGACUCAGUGGAGAUGCACAGAAAUAGCAAUAAACUCGAUGUCUGGGGAAGUGAUGACAGUCAGACAGGAGUCCACCAUGAACUUUGACCUUUACUAAAUCCACACAAAUCUUACAGCACCAGAACAUGUUUCAGGUCAGGUUAUGACCAUUUGAAAAAGUGAAUCCAUGAGAACAAGGCAAACAGAGACAAUGAAAGAAGUCCCAACAGAUUCAUAUUUUAUUGGAGAAAUUAAGAUUAAAAUCAAGAGGCUUUUUAGUUAACCGGGACCUAAACAGCACAAAGAAAGUUGCAGCUGAGGCGGGAGGUCAGUCUAUCGGCACUGGGAUGAGUGUGGCCCUGUUACAUGGUCCUCUGUGGGACCAGAAAUCAGUGUUGUUCUGUUCGCACUCAGCCAGGAUUUAUUUUAAUUUAUUUCAAAGAUUCAGCUCCAGAUUCACAAACAUAACGAUCUGUUGCCCUUUUGUUUGAUUCAUUUUACAGGAAACUGUGUUUUAGAGUGAAGGCGUCACAUUGGGCUGGUUCCAGGUGUCUGACACAACAACGGACUUCUGUUUAGUUUAAUGAAUGGAAAUGUAAAAAGAUCAACAUUCUUCUGUGUCACCAAAGUUUGAACACUUUAUUCUAGAUCUGGUCUCAGCUGGUUAAAACCAAACCUAAGAACCAGCGGUACCAGUGUCACAGAACCUCACUGUUGCUGCUGUAAGACUCUGACUCGAGCAUCAAGUCAGUACGUUCCCUCUGCUCCACGCUGUGACUGAGUGGCUCUGAUGCAAUAAAGGACAGAAGCCGGGUUCUGAGGAGGAUCCUGAGCCCGACACCAUGAGAAACAGAACCGUUCAGAGGUUUCUCAUUCAUGGCGGUGCUGCAAAAAGCACUACGGCUCCUUUUCUAAAAGCUUUUUGUACGACCACACACUUGUAACCUUGAAAAUGAAUUUGUUUAUUCAUUCUGUGAUUCUCUGGUCCCGUCCUCAAAUCGAGCCAAGGGGGCGCAGAGACGCUGUGAUCUCUGUCAGUCACAGCGCCACCAGCUGGACCGCAUCCAAUGACAAUGUAAAACCAUUGCCCUUCCUGUGUAAAUAAAGGCUACUGUGGAGUGUU